Closterium sp. NIES-67 is the source of this 1961-nucleotide messenger RNA. The record is from the annotation of a GenBank genome assembly. NCBI's taxonomy places the organism in Eukaryota, Viridiplantae, Streptophyta, Zygnematophyceae, Desmidiales, Closteriaceae.
CUCCAAGAAAUCAAUCUUGAAAUGGGAUUUUUCUCUAAGUCAUGAGCUCUCCUCACAAGCUUCCCUACACUAGUGGCUUCUAGUGUGAUCUCCUAGGGGAAGCCCUACCCAACCAGAGUCUCAGGCAUUUUUCUUCAAGGGCUUUCCUCAAGCUUAAGCUACCUCUUAGAGGAGGUUCCUCCUAAAUACUACGCUAGGGGAUCGUUAGGUUCAUUUUGUACUCCAUUUUAUAUCCUAGGAUCUUGGAUGUUGGGUUUGGGACUUCAACCCUUGUUGCCCAUGGUCUAAGGGCAAGGGUUGUUACAAUUACAGCCUUAGUAGUCCCACAAGCCACCGUCUCUACGCCUAUUCAUCUGCGACGCCUAUUCCUCUGCGACGCCUAUUCAUCUGCAACGCAUAUUUCUCCGCGACGCGUAUUUCUUUGCUCCGCAUAUUUCUGCCACCUCAGCGUGCAUCCGCCAUGCCGGUGCAGCAGAAGCGGCAGUUCCGGAAGCGGAAAGCGCUGGAGGAGGAGGAGGGGGACGGCGGAGGGGAGCCCGAGGAACAGAAGGACGUCCGCUCCGCCCUAGAGGAGGUGCGCCUACUGCAGCAGCAGCGCGUGCGCCUCAAGGGAAUCGCUGCAGAUGGCGCCCUGACAGGCGCGGAGGGGGCGGAGGGGAAGGGGGUAGGAGCGGGGGUGCAGGGGGAGGCGGGGGAAGAGGGCGAGGGGGGGGAGGAGCUGGUGCUACAGGACACAUUUGCGCAGGAGACGGCGAUUACUGUAGAAGACCCGAACAUGCUCAAGUAUAUCGAGGAGGAGCUCGCGAAGAGACGAGGGGGGGGGGCGGGGGCAGAGGGGGGCGGGAGGAGAGAGGGGGAAGGAGAGGAGGAUGGGCUGCGGGCGGAAGACAAGCUGUACGAGAUUCCACAGCACUUGCAGGUGGGGAAAUUAGAGGGUGAGGAGGGCGGGACAGCGUGGACCACAGGCAUUGCAGAGGUGCAGCUCCCCAUCGACUAUAAGCUGAGCAACAUCGAGGCAACGGAGGAGGCUAAGCGCAUGCUGCAGGAGAGGAGGCCCUUUAUGGCACGCCCACGCCCUCCCUCCACCACGCUGCCUGCCAGCUACAGUGCAGACUUCUUUCAGCGCGGCCGCGAAUACGCGGAGAAGCUUAAAAGGGACAACCCCGACAUGUUCCGGGACUCCAGAGGGGGAGGCCGUGGUGGCAGGGGAGGGGGAGGGGGGAGAGGAGGGGGAGGGGGGUACAGUGGGGGGGAUAAUUACCAGCAGGGGGAUGGGGCUGGGGGUGGAGGGGGAUAUGGAGGUGGGGGUGGGUAUGGGGGUGGGGGGAGAGGAGGGGGGGAGAGGCGGCAGGCAGCAACGGAUGAUCUUAUUCUGGAGCGGUUCAGGAAGCGGGAGAGAAACCGAGUCAUGCGCCGAUAGCCUGCCGUUACUGCUGCUGCUGUUGUUUUACUGCUGAGAAGGCGGGGUGGGGAGAGGCGACAGGCAGCAAUGGAUGAUCUCAUUCUGGAGAGAUCCAAGAAGUGGGAGAGGGACCAAGUCAUGCGCUGAUAACAGCUUUUGCCUGCACAUCUCGUCCUGCUGUUACCAGUGCUGUUGCUGCUGCUGUUGCUACUGCUGCUGCUUGUAAGGAAUUACGAUUCCUUACUGGGGCUCACUUCAGCGAGUACACGCAAACCCUUCGGGUCCGCAGGCUCGGCCCCCGGUUCUCGCGCCAAACCAACCCCCGCCGAUCUAUUCGGCCCCCAACCUCAUCCUGAGUCGCCCGGAACCCAUUUCGCCCCCGUCGCCCUCAGGACUCGAGCCCUUGAUUGGUCCAACCCUCGACAUUCAACCCUGCUCAAUUGCCCUACAUAUUCCCUAAGCCCUCAUUUGUAUCGUCAUUCUGUAAUCACGUUCCCCUUAUUGAAUACUGCGCUAUUCUCUUGAGUUAUAAUUCAUAACAACUGUUAUCACAGCUACG